Purpureocillium takamizusanense is the source of this 1692-nucleotide messenger RNA. RefSeq lists its product as uncharacterized. The record is from RefSeq and is a predicted model, not a curated record. The coding region runs from base 1 to 1692 and encodes 563 amino acids. NCBI's taxonomy places the organism in Eukaryota, Fungi, Ascomycota, Sordariomycetes, Hypocreales, Ophiocordycipitaceae. The transcript has 3 exons.
AUGAGACUUGUCGCAGCUCUUUGCCUGACGCUGCUCGGCUUCGCGACCGCGCAGGAGACGGGUAACCACCCAGAAUGGCCGCGGUGGUGCGGCAAGGCGUACAAGCCGGAGUAUCCCAGCUUCGACCCCGGCGGCCAAACGGUCGAGCCACCCGAACUGCCUGGCGGCCCGGCGCUGGAUAUCCAGUUCAAACCGCGCUACAGCAUCUAUCUGGAAAGCGACAAGCAGGCCGAGUUCGUCGUCACCGCCGCCGUGUCCAAGUGGUACGGCCAACCAUGGCCGGGCCUCGACGCGCCGGAAAAGGCACCCAAGGUCGUCUUCACCAUCAACCUCGUCUCCAACAACGACGUCUUGGUCUCGAACGUGGUCAAAGCUGGCUCGACGGGAAACGUCUUUGCCUUCAACCUCACCGGGCUGAAGCCCAGCUUCGAGCCGUACCAGGUCGUCCUCUUUGGCGCCACCGAGAGCGGAGCACCAAACGUCACGACGACGAGCGAGUUCUCGCUCCUGCCGGAGAAGACGACCGGCAGCGUGACCAAGCUGGACAACCUGAGCGGCGGGAUACUGUUCCGCAGCGCCGCGACGGGGCACAGGUUCGAGCCCUUUUUGCCGUACGGCUUCUACGCCUCGUGCGACAACUUUCUCUGCGACAAGGACAGCGUCCGCAAGAUCAAGGCGUACCGCGACCUGGGGCUCAACAGCAUGGUGUCGCUGACGACCGUCUUCCACUCGCGGCGUGAGUACGAGUACCUGGACGCGCUGGACCUGAGGUUCAUGUACGACCUGCGCGGGUAUUACAAGAACUUGACGGCGGUGCGAGAGCAGGUGGCUGCGAUCAAGGACUUUGACGCGAUAUACUCGUACUGGGGGUCUGACGAACCCGACGGCCAUCAGGACCCGUUCCACCUCCUGCCCGAGGCCCGCGCCGCCAUCCGCGAGCUCGACCCCUACCACCCCGUGUCGGUGACGCUCAACUGCCAAGACUACUACUUCCAAGAGUACACGGCGGGCGCGGACCUCAUCAUGGAGGACGUCUACCCGAUCGGCACCAACGGCACCUUCUCGAAAUGGGGCACCCCGUGCAACGCCACGUACGGCGACUGCGGGUGCGACAACUGCGAGGGCAACGUGCAGGACGUGGCGCGGCGGCUCGACGUCCUGGCGCGGCACGAGGCGCGGCGCGGGCUCUGGCCCAAGACCAAGGCGCACAACCCGCAGAGCUUCCACGGCGAGGGGUACUGGCUGCGCGACCCGACGCGCGACGAGGCCGUGGCCAUGGACGCGCUCGGGUUCCAGCACGGGGCCAAGGCGGUCGCGUCGUGGGUGUGGCCCACGAGCGAGGCGCUGGCGGGCGUGCGCGGCGCCUUCGCAAAGGUCGUGGCCCGGAGUCCGGUCAGGGACCUGAUCGUGAGGGGGGUGGCGGAGAGGAUCCGCGCUCAGGGGCCGGGUGAGGGGGUUGUCGACGCGGCGUACUGGCGGCUGGGGACGCGGGUGUUGGUGUCGGUCGUCAACGGCGGCUACGAGCCCAUCAGAGACGACGUUGCUAUCCCCCUUCCCGAGUCGUUGGCCGUCAAAACCAAGGAAAAUGUGGUCUGGGGCAACGGGACGUGGACGCUCCAGGGGAGCCAGCUCCGGCUCAGGGGGCAGUCGGCCAUGUCGACCAACAUGAUCAUUCUGGGCGUGGGUGGGUGA